Molecule: messenger RNA, 1594 nt
Organism: Capsicum annuum
Lineage: Eukaryota; Viridiplantae; Streptophyta; Magnoliopsida; Solanales; Solanaceae
Product: GATA transcription factor 5
Exons: 3
Coding region: 235-1239 (334 amino acids)
Biological process (GO): positive regulation of DNA-templated transcription
Cellular component (GO): nucleus
Molecular function (GO): zinc ion binding; sequence-specific DNA binding
Source: RefSeq, a predicted model, not a curated record
GUCAGAAAAUCAUUCAUAAGUAGUCAGUAUAUAGUAUUCAAAAGAAAUCCCUCCACACAGAGAAAGUACAAAGGAAAAUAAAAGGACAAAGUGGGGGGUUUUGGUUUUGGAAGAAAAAAAUAUUUAAGACAAGUUUUAAGGAAGAUUGCAAAAUUAAUUCUUCCCUAUCUCCUCAUCCACCUCUUCCUCCUCCUCUUUAACACCUCUAUAUCUCAUUCUUCUUCUGUACAGGAAAUGGACUAUGUGUUAGGGGCUCUGAAAAGCAGUUUUAUGCCUGAGACACAGUUGAAAAUGACCCAAAACAUGGGUUAUGGGGAUGAGUUUUCUGCUGCCGGCGCCGGUCAAAAUGGUGUCUCCGGCGACGACUUCUUUGUUGAUGGUCUGCUUGACCUCUCCAAUGGCUUUGCUGAAGGCGAAGGAGAAGAAGAAGAAGAAGAAGAAGAAAAACAACAAGGGGGAGAAGAUAACUCUGUUCACAAACUUUGCCCUGUUUCGCCUCAGAAAAAACCAGAAGCUGUUGACACCAUUUCUGUUCCCGUUAAAGAAGAUUUUGCUUCUCUUCCUGUUAGUGAAAUCAGUGUUCCUGAGGAUGACUUGGAUAGCCUUGAAUGGCUGUCUCAUUUUGUUGAAGACUCAUUUUCUGGCUACUCAAAUGCUUAUCCCGCCGGAAAAUUGCCGGUCGAGAAACAGUCUGGCGUCGGAGAAAACCCGGUUCAAGAGAAGUGUUUUGAGACUCCGGUUCAGACCAAGGCUAGAACCAAGCGUGGGAGGACAAGCGUCCGAGUUUGGCCAUCCGGUUCAGGUUCAUUGACCGAGUCAUCUUCUUCUUCAACUUCGUCUUCCUCCACCACAACCAUGUCGUCAUCUCCUACUGCUGCUUGGGUCCUUUAUCCGACUCCGGUAUAUUCCGCCGAGUCACCAGGUAAACGGCUUACUAAGAAACUGAAGAAGAAACCGGCGGUUCAUGGUGGAAGUGUACCUCAGCAGCCACGGCGGUGCAGCCAUUGUGGGGUUCAGAAAACCCCACAGUGGCGAGCCGGUCCAAUGGGUGCAAAAACGCUUUGUAACGCUUGUGGGGUCCGGUUCAAGUCCGGUCGGCUUCUACCGGAGUACCGUCCGGCAUGCAGCCCGACUUUUUCCAGCGAGUUGCACUCGAACAAUCACCGGAAAGUUUUGGAGAUGCGGAGGAAGAAGGAAUCAGAGGAAAGCGGUUUAGCUCAGCCGGUUCAGAUUUUUUGAAGACAUUUUAAUUAAUUUUUACCUAAAAGAUGGUGUGCUUGCAGUGUAGGGAAUUUUAUUUUUAGUUAGGAAAGGAAGGAAUUUUAGAUGAAAAAAGUUGAACCGGAGUUAAGGUAACAGAGGGUAAAAAACAGAGCCGGUUUAGUAAGAGAGUUAGGCCCGGUUUUAGAUUGUACAUUCCUAACAUGGACCCAUGAUUUGGUGAAGGUAGGUUUCAAAGUUUAGUGUAACGGACGAGUAGUCUUUAAUGUACUUUCCCAGAUAAAAUUCCCAGAAAAAAAAGUAGUAGUAAAAGAAAAGGCUCUUCUUAUUUUUUUUUGUUCUAAAAAAAAAAGAGAAAAAGCUUCUUAUUGCA